Molecule: messenger RNA, 2272 nt
Organism: Populus trichocarpa (black cottonwood)
Lineage: Eukaryota; Viridiplantae; Streptophyta; Magnoliopsida; Malpighiales; Salicaceae
Product: aluminum-activated malate transporter 9
Exons: 7
Coding region: 266-1903 (545 amino acids)
Biological process (GO): malate transport
Cellular component (GO): plant-type vacuole membrane
Source: RefSeq, a predicted model, not a curated record
AUAUAUAUUUGUCCAAUCUGAUCUAUGAAACGAGCCCCACUUUGUUCCUGUGGCUACAAACUUCUAAGAUUUUGUUAAUUUGGUUUCAGAAAAGAAUCAAAAUAGGUCAGUGGGAUUUUUCUAAAUGCUUCCAUGACUGCUAAUGUUGUAAGAACAAACUGCAAAUUCAAUUAGUUCUUAAGUACUGAAAUCCUUUUUGAAACACCACUUCCCGCACAUUCGUGAAUUUUCAGUUGAAGGAAGAUCGAGAAAAAUCAACAAGGUGAUGAAAAUGGCGCCAUAUAGGCAUAACUACGUGGAAAGUAGUAAAGAAUGGCAGCCUCUUUUGGGCAGCUUGAGUGGAGAUGUUGAACAAGCAGGAAAAUGCAAGUAUUUGAAUUUGUUAAGUGAAAAAAUCAGCAAAUCAUUGAAUGAUUUCCAAGAAUUUGCUGUGAGAGCUUGGGAAAUGGGUCGCUCUGAUCCGAAGAAAGUCAUAUUUGCUAUCAAGAUGGGAUUAGCAUUGUCAAUUGUAUCCUUGCUCAUAUUCUGGAAAGGAUCCAACGAGGACAUUUCUCAGUAUUCAAUCUGGGCAAUCUUAACUGUCAUUGUGAUGUUUGAAUACAGCAUAGGAGCAACAUUUAUAAAAGGAUUUAAUCGUGUAUUGGGUACAAUAUGUGCUGGAAUUCUUGCCUUCUUCUGUGCUGAGCUCUCUAUGUUGGCUGGUGAUCAAGGAGAGGAGGUCCUAAUUGUUGCUAGUAUUUUUAUUGCAGGAUUCUUCUCAUCCUAUUUGAAGUUGUACCCGACAAUGGCGCCAUAUGAAUAUGGUUUUCGAGUAUUCAUAUUAACAUACUGUAUUCUUAUGGUAGCUGGGAAUCGGACUCGGGAAUAUACCACGGCAGUCUUAACUAGAUUAGUACUUAUUGCAGUUGGUGCUGGUGUUUGUUUUGUUGUAAAUCUGUUCAUAUACCCCAUUUGGGCCGGUGAUGCAUUGCACAGUUUGGUGGCAAAAAAUUUCAUGGACCUGGCCAUCUCCCUGGAAGGUUGUGUUAAUGGGUACCUGAAAUGUGUUGAAUACGAAAGGGUUCCCUCAAAGAUUCUUACAUUCCAGGCUUAUGAUGAUCCACUUUACAAUGGCUACAGAUCAGUGCUGGAAUCUACAAGAAGAGAAGAUAGUCUGUUUGGCUUCGCUAUCUGGGAACCACCUCACGGUCGUUUCAGAAUGUUCAAUUAUCCUUGGAAAAACUAUGUCAAAUUGAGUGGUGCACUGAGGCAUUCUGCAUUUAUGGUCAUGGCACUACAUGGAUGCAUUCUGUCAGAAAUACAGGCUCCUGCUGAAAGGCGGCAAGUCUUUCGUAGCGAGCUCCAGAGAGUAGGAGCAGAAGGUGCAAAUGUUUUGCGUGAGCUUGGAAGCAAAGUAGACAAAAUGGAAAAACUAGGCCCGGGAGACAUACUAAAAGAGGUGCAUGAAGCAGCAGAGCAACUACAAAAGAAGAUAGACCAAAGAUCAUACCUUUUAGUAAAUUCUGAAAGCUGGGAAAUUCCAAGAGAUCCUCAGGUAUUUCAAGAACUUGAAAGUCUUAAAGAGAACGGGAAUAUUAAAUUGGGAUUUAAAUCCGCAAGUGAAGCAGUAUUGGACUUAAGGUCACUCACUCUUUCUACACCUUCCCUACCUCCGAAAGACUCCCAGGAUAAUUUGUUUGCAAAACAAGCAUCCUGGCCUUCCCGUCUUUCUUUCAAUGCUGAUACAGGCAUUGAAGAAAGUGAGCGCAGAACAUAUGAAAGCGCAAGUGCCUUAUCUUUAGCAAUGUUUGCUUCACUUCUGAUUGAGUUUUCUGCUAGGCUUCAAAAUGUAGUUGAAUCAUUUGAAGAACUAAGUGAGAAAGCCAACUUUGUAGAGCCAAUUAUGAACUCUGAGAUUGUUUAAAAGAAGGCUGGGUUCUGGAUCAUCCUGUCUAGGUGCUGCGGGUUACAAGAUUAGGAGCUGUAUCUAGGAAAAGAAUAAUGCAUAUGUUUUCUCCUGGGAGAGAUAAGGAGAAUUAUUAUUAUUUUUAAUUGUAAUUCCAAUAAAAUCACGUUCUCUGUCGCGUCACACGCACGCUUGGCAUAGCAGUCGUCUACCUCAUCGCUCCUUUUAGUGAAGCAGAGUUGAAACCUUAAACUAACUAGUUUUGCUUGGUUAGUUAAGGUUACAAGAGGGCACUAUCUCAUUGUGUAGCUCAAGAUAUGUUCGGCGAAAUACAUAAAUUAUUGUUUUCUUAAUUGUAUUCUUAAUCCUAAUUUUAGUUCUUAUUCA